CGUGAACCGUUACGUUGUCCGGCGUGUCGACGUCCCGUCAGUUCGGAUUGUUGGCGCGAGUAAAUAACUGGCUUCAACGGGAUGCUAACUAAAAGGAAAUUCUGAAUACAAUUUACUAGCCAUAGAGCUGUGAUUCAACAUGUUAAAUGGUAGCCAGUUUGUGGAGGCCGUGGGCCGUCUAGGUUUUCCUGCUGCGUCGUCACUGAAGGCCUCUGACUUCGACUGGCUGUUUUGCGCCCCGGAGAACCUUCACUUCUUGCGCUUUGUCUGUCGGACCCUCAACCAGAGCAAUGUUCUCACAGCAGAGGAGGCACACGCUAUCCAGGAGCUGCGGAAGUCUGGCAAGCCAUUUUUGGAUGAAGCAGCCUUGGGCGAAGUCCUUAAAACCAUUGGACCUUCGGAUGGGAGCAGCGCAAACAUCUUAGGGCCCUCUUCUUCAUCCUCUGUGUUUGCAGCUGAGGGUGAUGUGGCUAUAGAGGAUUUGGAGGCAGAGCUCCAGGCGCUGCGUAAAGAGAAAGAACUGAAGCAACGGCGGUACAACCGGCUGCAGCUUGUGGCCACCUCCCGUGCAGAUGUUGACCUUCGUCUUUCUGCUGAGCUGGAGAGUGCUGCCUGUAAACUAAAGGAGGCCAGUGCUUCCAUUGGAGCUGAGAAUGCUGACACCAAUGCCCUACUACAAAACCUAACAGACGAGGUUACAAAGCUUGCGUCAUAUCUCCCGGUUCAGCCGGCAACACAAAAAGAAUCAACGUCCUCAUCAAACACUUCCAAGAGCCCCACUGUCCUCCUCUCCCAGCUGCCCCUAGAUCCCUACCUGCACCAGGAGGAGCUCAACACUAAAACACUCUCUGCCUUCACUCAGAAGCAAUUCUUCCAGGGCAUCUCUGACAUUGUGGAGACUUCUUGCUCUGAGCGCUUCCAGGUUCUUGACCUCAGUUCUUGUGAAGAUGGAGAAGACGAAGAGAAGGAGCACAAGGGGAAGGAGAUGGAGGAGCGAGUGGUGGAGCGCAGGAGGACGGAGAUGGCCAGACUUCAGUGGGCUCAUAUUGUGGCCCAGCACCAACUGAUGCAGGCCACGGCAGAGGAGAAGAGUGUCAAGGCUGGCCUAGAAUGGCUUUCUGAGAAGUCCACUCACACCAAGAGUAUUUCCAGUUCCUCCUCCCUGCAUGUCCGCGAGGUCGUGUCCAGGAAGGAGCUGCAGGCGGUGGAGGCGGAGUUGGAGGCUCUGCUCCAAGGACCAGUACCUGCUGCCCUCAGAGAGUCAGCCAGGCUGCUUAAUGUGCCGGUGGUGAGGGGAGACCUGGCUCUGCAACUCGCCCGGCAGGACUACUACACAUCCAGACAGGAUCAGGUACGAGACUAUCUGCUCCGCCAGAAGGCGUCCUUUGACCUGGUGCGCCUGGGUCAGGAGAUGGAGUUGAGGAGGUGGAGGACCGGUCUUACGCAGCUGGGAGAAAUAAACAGCAGAUUGGUAACGGAAGGUGAAGCGACAACCCUCAGAAUUGAGUCCCUGGCCCACCCUGACCUGGCUAUUAACCCCCGGCCCAACCCCAUCAUCAGCUGCAAGGAUGCAGCCUUCAGCAGGCUGCUCCAGAUCCUUGACCAUGAUUCAGAGCACGGUCGAUCGAAGCCUUUCCGGACAUAUGAAGCAUUGGACCACUCUGCUCGUGGCCUCGCGGGCAACCUCCAAGUGACCCGAGACGCUCUAGCUGGCGCCGGUCGUGAGCAGUACUACACGGCAGCUCGUCUCUAUGGCGACUGUGAGGCGCUCCACAGUGCCAUGUACACAGAACUCCAGCAGCUGCUCUUAAGGCCACAGGUACGUCCUAGGGCCACUGACCAAGAGCUGCUCUGUCCCAAUGCACAGGAGCUGACCGUGCAGCUUGUGGAAGCCGAGUCUCAGCUGCAUAGUUUGCAGCAUUUAAUGCAAGAAAUCAUGGGGGAGGCUAAAGCCAAGCGCUCUCAGCUGGAGCGCAACGCCCUCCUCAGGCGAGAGAGGCAGUUGUACAUCUACUUCCACUUGGAUCAGCAACUGCUGCAGAAAGGAGUGGAAGAACUGGAGGGCAAAAUGGCUGCGAAGAGAGGGCGACAGUAGAGCCUAUGCUAAGGAGUCAAGCUGCGUUAUGAAGCUUGAAGAUACUGUUCAACCGCUUUGGAGCCCCGUGCACUCAAAAUAUGCACCUUCACUUGGAAGUGGAAGAGACGAAGAUCAGUCCUUUGAGUCUUUAUUUUUGGGACAAAACCCAACUUGGGAAAUGUUUAGAUAUAUAUGAGCAGUGCUGCUGACAAUGAGAUUCAUUUGAAUGUUUGUCUUACAAACUGUUUAUGUAAAAUAAUCGUAUGAUUUGUCGGAUGUUUUAAAACUGCUUUUUUGCCAUAAAUAAAGUAAAAUGUUAUCUUUU
Gymnodraco acuticeps is the source of this 2402-nucleotide messenger RNA. It is a transcript of the gene haus3, whose product is annotated as HAUS augmin-like complex, subunit 3. Lineage: Eukaryota; Metazoa; Chordata; Actinopteri; Perciformes; Bathydraconidae. Gene Ontology annotation, biological process: centrosome cycle; spindle assembly. The transcript has 6 exons. Gene Ontology annotation, cellular component: centrosome; mitotic spindle; HAUS complex. Bases 140 to 2095 code for a protein of 651 amino acids. The record is from RefSeq and is a predicted model, not a curated record.